UCAGCUAGUUCAAUUGACAAAGCUCUUAUUUUUACGUGUUUGUCAAUUGUAUAAACUUGUCUUGGCUUGCCUUUAUAUCCUUAUUAUUAGUUACAAUUCUUUAAAUAUAUAAUUAUCGUUUUACACUGGUUUAAAAAUCCUCAAAACCUGAAAUUGUCCCAUUAUAUUUAUUGCUGUAGUAAAAUGUAGAGUCAGUAAACAAUAAACAAAUGACGGAUACGGAGCGUCGUCUUACUUGCGGACAAUUCAAAGUUUUUAAAAUUUACCCGGACAAGUAAACCAUUUUGGUUUUGUGGUAAAUAUGGGGUAAAUCGUAAAUUUUCACCAGUUAAAGGUAUGACCUGUAACGAUAUCAAGUUUGAUCAAUAGGAAAGAGUGAUAUGAUAUGGUAGAUGAAACAUCACAUUUGCUUGUGCUGAGUGAGGUUCAAGGGCAACAUCAGCAGUAUGAAGAACAUCAUCAACAUGUACAUACCAAGAGAUUACUUCAAUCAAGACAUAUAGAAAUGAUAAGUCUAGGUGGUAUCAUAGGUACUGGAUUAUUCAUAGGAGUACGAUCUCAGUUAGUAACUGGUCCUAUCAUAAGUUUGCUAUCUUAUGCAUAUAUCAGUAUCAUAUGCUAUACCAUAAUACAAUCAGUUGGUGAAAUGUCCUGUUUCAUGCCGAUUAAUGGGUCUAUAUGUCAAUUUCAAUUUAAAUUCUUAUCAAAUAGUAUAGGGUUAUCGAUUAAUAUCAUUUACUGGAUUAGUUGGUCUAUCACUUUGGCAUUAGAGUUAUCAUUGAUUUAUGAAAUGUUAACGUUUUGGGAGUUUCAAUUCAUCCAGGAUAAUCCAAUCUUAAUUAUCUUCAGUAUCUGGUUAAUCCUAACCUUGUUUAAUUUAUUUCCUGUGAACUACUAUGGAGAAAUCGAAUUUAUGAUAUCUAUUCUUAAAGUUUUAUUCAUCAUUUGUUGGAUCUUUAUCAGUAUUUAUCUUAUAUUGCAUAACAACAUUGGGUUUAAAAAUUGGGAUAGAAAGUUAAUCUGGGGAAUUGAUACUAUUCAUAUCAUCAAAAAUCCAAUCCAAUCAAAGGCAGUCAACAUAUUAAGUACAUUGGUAUCCAGUUGUUUUACUUUUCAAUCAAUAGAAUCAAUAGCCAUAUGUUCUGGUGAAAUCAAGGAUGCUCAUACAAGCUUACCAAAAGCUAUCAAGUACAUCCUUGUUAGAAUUGUGGUGUUCUAUAUGUUAACAUUAUUCUUAUUAACCAUAUUAAUCAAAUGCGAUGAUCCAAACUUAACCAAUGAUAACAAUGAUAUCUUCUCAUCUCCAUUCUUGAUAGGUUUGAUAAACUGUGGUAUAAGUUCAUCGUCCUUCAUCUUAGGUACGUUCAAUUCAAUUAUCAUUAUAUGUAUGUUAUCAGCGGCAAAUUCAAACAUUUACUUUGGAUCUCGUUGCUUGAUUUCAAUAAUUGAAUCUGAGUCAGACUUGGAUGCUCCUCCACAUAUGUUUGAAUUCUUAAGUAUUACCGAUUCUCAUGGAGUUCCUUAUCCUGCCAUAUUGCUAACAUCUAGUAUUGGCCUCAUAUCAUUAUUUUCAAAAUAUAAAACGAUAGAGAUCUUAUUCAAAUUAUUGAUUAAUCUAUGUGCUACUUCAGGUUUGAUAAUGUGGUUAUUCAUCCUGAUUUGUUAUCUUCGAUUCCUUAAGAUUUUGAAAUUUAAUAAUUUAAACUAUAACCAUUUGAAUUUUAAAUCAUCAAUCAAAUUGAAAUGGUUGAAUUGGUUUGCCAUUAUAAAUAUCAUCUUGAUCAUCUUUAGUAAUGGCCUAAUCAAUAUUUGGAAAUUCGAUUGGGAUAAUUUCAUUAGUUGUUAUUUAACCCUGAUUAUUCUAGUUAUUUGUACGUUUUCAUUAUCUUGGUAUUGGAAUGAACCAAUAAUCAGACCAAUUGAGGCGAUCGAUAUCUUUACUGAUCAAUCUCCUUAUGCAUUCUCUAAAUAGAGACUUAUAGACUUUUUUUAAUUAUUAUUAUUAUUAUUAUUUUAUAUUGCAGAAUUAAAUAUAAUAUACAUAGAGCAAAGAA
This is a messenger RNA of Scheffersomyces coipomensis, 2054 nucleotides long. It is a transcript of the gene LYP1, whose product is annotated as Lyp1p. The record is from RefSeq and is a predicted model, not a curated record. NCBI's taxonomy places the organism in Eukaryota, Fungi, Ascomycota, Pichiomycetes, Serinales, Debaryomycetaceae. Gene Ontology annotation, biological process: amino acid transmembrane transport. Gene Ontology annotation, molecular function: amino acid transmembrane transporter activity. Bases 386 to 1972 code for a protein of 528 amino acids. Gene Ontology annotation, cellular component: membrane. The transcript has a single exon.